CUCCCAAGCACACAACAUCCCACACUCGUUUCAAAAUGCUCUCCUUCAAGUCCCUCGCCACUGUUGCCACCCUCGCCUUCGGCGCCCUCUCUGUCCUCGCGGCCCCUACCCUCCAGGCCCGCGGUGUGGAUGUCGCCGCCGACGCCAGUCUCCACCUCGUCCGUGAUACCCAGGUCGCUGGCGUCGCGCAGAUCAUCCAGACUACGAUCACCACCCUCACGCCUAUGGUCGAGCAGUUCAAGUUCAUUACCGCUUCGAACUGCACCGCUGAUACGCUCACGCCGAUGGUGACCAGCGUCAAGACC
Phanerochaete carnosa HHB-10118-sp is the source of this 305-nucleotide messenger RNA. RefSeq lists its product as uncharacterized. The record is from RefSeq and is a predicted model, not a curated record. The annotation marks the transcript as partial. Lineage: Eukaryota; Fungi; Basidiomycota; Agaricomycetes; Polyporales; Phanerochaetaceae. The transcript is spliced from 2 exons.